UCCAUCUCAGUUCAGAGCUUUUCGUCCGAGCUGCUAGCUGCUGGUAGUGUGAGCCUGAAACUUUUCCGAGUCGCAUGUCUGCUGUGCCGCAAUGAGGAGCUGUCUCAUUAAAAGGAUAUAAUAUCUUUUCUGGAGUGUUGUGGAAAGUUAACUUUUUUUCUUCACUGUGAUAACCAUCGACGGAGCAGUGCAAGUGCGUGGCUCGAUCCGCUAGCUCGCCAGGUUUUCAAUUUAGCUAUUCUUGGAGAUUCAGUGACGACGACGGUGACAUUGGAAAGGGAUUAAAAGCUGUUUGCAGGGGAAGCUCGAAAUCCUUGAAAGGAAAAAAGAGAGACAAAAAGUUUAUUCUGUGGCAAAGUGAUUUGUGCAGCACUGUCUGUGAAGGAAUUUCCACGGGUUUCCACUGCAUUGAAGCAGAUUGCGAUGCAGUAUUGGAACAUCGAUGGAAAUCUUGUGAGAAACUAGAGAUAGUGUUGAGCAAGUGUUGAAGGCAAAAAAACAAUAUUGCGGACGAGUAAACCUCAGUAUAGCGAAGAAAAAAAGGUAAGCACAGGAGGAUCCAGCAAACUGCUGCAGGAAAAUCAAUGGUGGAAGAGAUAAAAACUUGAUAUUUUUUACUUUCAAAAUAUCACAUGCUAGGAACCUUUACGAAGGUUACCCUAAGCGAAGAAACAGCGAGAAAACGACAAUAGUGAGCAUUAGAAUUGCUGCAAGGACUGCGAUACGGAAAAGCGAAGAACUCGUAAUUGAAAAGUGAAUAUCGGCGACAGCUGCAACCGUAGCGUGAGACACGGGAGUGAGGCAAAUCAAAAACUCAAAUAAAAUUAGUACAGUUUUUCUUGCUCGGCGAACUUUGCUCGGAAGGGUGAUCCCCGUCUGUAGUAAAGUCAACCCUCCCCUUUAAUCUUCCUCCCACCCACUGGCGCCGAAGGGUUGAAAACAGGAAGCAGCGGACGAAGGCUCGUCGCGGGAUGUGCGAGAGUUAGAAAAGGACAGGGGAAUACUAUCUGCCGUUUGCGCUACCUAGUUUUGAAAGCUGUUGUAGAGUGGCAGCGCCUCCAGUAGCAGUUUUGUUAUCAGCAGCAGCAGCAGCAGCAGAAAUAAAAUUCGAAGAGCUUUGAAACGACGUUCUAUAAAAAAAACAUUUACUGUAGACAUCCUCCCUCUCCGUACUGUAGCAACAUCGAGAGAGAAAACCGUGUUGUGAAGCAUCAGUGGCAGCAUCCAGUCACACAUUCAGUGGUGAGUGUGGUGUUGUAAGAAGCAAAACCGUGACUGUGUUUUCCGCUCUUCACUUCAUCUCUCGAGAUUGUGUAAGCAAAUAAAACCAGCACAGCAAGACAAAUAUAUUCUCGACCUCUGACACCGUACCCGUGUGGUGUUUCGCUGGUUGGCACGUAAGCGAGUGCUUUUCACAGUAGUUCACGCUAACGAAUUGAUUUCAAAGCCGAGGCAAGAGACAGAAGUACCAUCUGUCACACACCGACUGGAAAACGUCGUCACCGGAGAAGAAAAGUUGACCCCGGAAAAUUUAAGUAGAUAAUAAACCCCCAACUUGGAGAGUUACGUACAUACUGCUGUGAGUGAACCCGCAUUCACAAGUGGAACCUGUUAUUGUCUCCGGUGGUGCUCCUGGAGCAAGUGGAUGUGUAGUGGCAAUUAGCGAAUUUCACACAAAAGGAGUCGGAAAACACAGCAGCCAGUUGAGUGAACCACGCAGCCAGAAGAGCGCCAGCACUUGAGAAAUUGGUGUCAUCAUCGUUAAAUGCUCCUCUCUACAGUCUUAUAGCUUUAUUUGCGAUUUCUCCAAGCCAUGGAGAUCCGAGGCCUAAUAACCCGAUUGCUAGGUCCAUGUCACAUCCGACAUCUGAUACUGUGCAGUUUGGGCAUCUACUCCAUCCUGGUGCAGUCGGUCCACUGCCGGCAUCAUGACAUCGGUAGUUCCACGGCGCAUCAGCUAGGCUCGAAAUACUCACAAUCAUCCUCGUUAUCGUCAUCCUCGCAAUCGUCGUCAUCGUUAGUUGAAGAGCCGGCGCUGAACAAAGACUCAGAUGCAUUUUUUACACCAUAUAUAGGUCACGGAGAUUCUGUUCGAAUUGUAGAUGCCGAAUUAGGUACCCUGGAGCGGGAGCAUGUCCACAGCACCACCACACGAAGGCGUGGCUUGACGCGAAGAGAGUCUAGCUCAGAUGCGAACGACAAUGAUCCGUUGCUCAUCACCACGGAUAAAGGUAAGGUACGAGGCCUCACACUCGAAGCUCCCAGUGGAAAGAAAGUAGAUGCGUGGCUUGGUAUCCCGUAUGCUCAGCCGCCCCUAGGACCACUGAGAUUCCGGCAUCCCCGGCCAGUCGAAAAAUGGACGGGAGUGCUGAACGCCACAACACCACCAAACUCGUGCGUCCAAAUUGUGGACACGGUGUUUGGUGACUUUCCGGGUGCCACCAUGUGGAACCCGAACACACCACUAUCCGAAGACUGUCUAUACAUCAACGUGGUUGUGCCGCACCCGAGGCCAAAGAACUCCGCCGUUAUGCUGUGGAUAUUCGGGGGCGGAUUCUACUCCGGUACUGCUACCCUAGAUGUGUACGACCACCGUACGCUUGCAUCGGAAGAAAACGUUAUCGUAGUUUCGCUGCAGUAUCGUGUGGCUAGUUUGGGAUUCUUGUUCCUCGGUACGCCGGAAGCUCCAGGGAAUGCCGGAUUGUUUGAUCAGAACUUAGCAUUGAGAUGGGUACGCGAUAAUAUUCACAAGUUCGGUGGAGACCCAUCGCGGGUGACGUUGUUUGGUGAAAGUGCAGGAGCUGUCUCAGUAUCGCUGCAUUUGCUGUCGGCCUUAUCGCGAGACCUGUUCCAGAGAGCAAUCCUCCAAAGUGGAUCACCCACUGCCCCCUGGGCUUUAGUGUCCCGCGAAGAAGCUACGCUCAGAGCUCUUCGCCUGGCCGAAGCCGUUAAUUGUCCCCACGAUGCGUCUAAGCUCACCGAUACAGUGGAGUGUCUUCGCACCAAAGACCCAAACGUACUGGUCGAUAACGAGUGGGGAACGCUGGGAAUCUGCGAGUUUCCGUUUGUACCAGUCGUUGACGGUGCGUUCCUCGAUGAAACGCCCCAGCGUUCGCUAGCCAGUGGACGGUUCAAGAAAACGGACAUUUUAACUGGCAGUAAUACGGAGGAAGGUUACUACUUCAUAAUCUACUACUUGACUGAACUAUUGCGAAAAGAAGAGGGUGUUACAGUUUCACGGGAAGAGUUCCUGCAGGCCGUUAGAGAGCUGAAUCCUUACGUGAACGGAGCCGCGAGGCAGGCUAUCGUGUUUGAGUACACUGACUGGACUGAACCAGAGAAUCCCAACAGCAAUCGGGAUGCGUUGGACAAAAUGGUGGGAGAUUAUCAUUUCACCUGCAACGUGAACGAGUUUGCCCAGCGAUAUGCGGAAGAGGGCAACAACGUGUACAUGUAUUUGUAUACUCACAGAAGCAAAGGUAACCCUUGGCCACGGUGGACCGGGGUGAUGCAUGGUGACGAGAUCAACUAUGUAUUCGGUGAGCCGUUGAAUUCCGACCUGGGGUACAUGGAAGAUGAGAAAGAUUUCAGUAGAAAGAUAAUGCGAUACUGGUCUAACUUUGCUAAAACCGGAAAUCCAAAUCCAAGUCCUCCAAACAGUGACUUUACAGAAUGGCCAAAGCAUACUGCACACGGUAGGCAUUAUCUAGAACUCGGGCUCAACACAACUUAUGUGGGCCGCGGGCCCCGACUGCGGCAAUGUGCGUUCUGGAAGAAAUACCUACCACAACUAGUAGCAGCUACCUCUAAUCUACAAGCAACUCCUGCUCCUAGCGAGCCAUGCGGAAGCAGUGCAGCACUCUAUCGACCCCUUCUAUUUUUAAUAGUCUCGCUAGUUCUAGUAACCCGUUUCAAAAUAUAAAAGUCUUAUGUUCAUUAGGCUUUAUACAAAGGUCGGUUAUAAAACUGAAUGAUGGUUGCAAAAUAACAUCAAUACUACUAUGAAUACCAAUACUAUUAAUUAAUAAUAAAAACUGAAAAUGGAACAAUAAAGCUAGAUUUUAUUAAAUUUGUCCAUAACUUAUCGAUCCUAAGUGAACAUCGCACUUCAUGCGAAUGAUUGUACAAUUGUUUUCUAUUAUUUUUCAACAACGUUAUGUAAAACAAAGGUGAUAUCAUUGAUAUUUUACUACUCAUACAAUAAAACAAAGUAUUUCCUGUUAUAGAUUGUGAUGAAAAUUUCGCUUUAACUACAGCAGUAAACGUUACUUAAGUUCAAAUAACAAGAAUUUUAUAUAAAAACAACACUAAUUAAUACAACAGCUGCUAGAGACAACUAGACAUUAAAUCGAAAAUCGUUAUUUUGAGAAAAAGAGAAAAAUGAUUUAUGAUACUAGCAGAAUCUCCCCUUAUAAACUCGAGAGAACGCAAAAUGGCUAAUGUGUAAUGAUACAAUAAACACAAGCAUCUAAUUCUAACAAUCAGCUGUUUCUUUACUGAAAUUUAAACAAACUUUCUUAUAAAGAUUCACACAAAACCACACUUACGCCAUUGCUAAACACAUACCACACAUCAAACAACCGAUCGUCGAAGAAAUGGAAUUGUAGAUGACCGUUGCGAGAAAUGAAAAUAGGAAACAAUAGUUAAUGUUAGAUUACCUAAGCCUACAACAGCUGAGCAUGACGAGGAAUAACACCUUCAAAGUAAUCGAAAAAAGAGAAAAAACUGAAAACAUAUCAUUAUAUAAUGUAACUCCGUUGUAAGCUAUUGACAGAACGUGGAAAAAAACAAAAGAAAUCACCCAAGUGUAGUUAAAUAUUUCUAUACAAUUUAUGGUGGCCAAUUUUAAUAUGAUUAAAAAGAAAGCAGCAGAAGUGCAGAACGCGAGGAGAAAAAUGCCCAAACAACUAAAACGAGAUAACAAAUAUGAAGUGAAUUAGGGAAAACCUGCUGUUUACCGAAUUCCUUUUAGCUGCUAGACUAGAAGAUUGCGCAAAUCUUCUACACAAUAUUAAGACUAAGUAUAAAGUAGAAACCACUAAUUAGAAAUAAAAGUAAACGAAAGAGUAAAAAAAAACUUAGAACACACAAAAAAUAUUUAAACAAAAAAGUGAAACCAAUGCGACUGUGUUUAGGCUGCGACGUUUGGAUGUAAAAUUUCUUUGCUAGUUGCACCCAUCCUCACUCAUAAAAUACUAGACUCUAGAUGAAUGACAAAAAAGUAAGAAAAAAUGUGCAAUUUGCGACAAAAAAGUAUUGCCCUUAGUUACCCUAAAAUGUGAAACCCUGCCCAGGAAACCAUAUAACACUAUAAAACCAUUGUGAUGAUUUCCGUAAAAGAAAGUCAAGACAAAAAGAAUAUUUAUCAAAAUUUAGCUCAUCGAAAGUUUGCUCUUACCGACAACAAUUUCGUUCAAAUAAUUACCAUAUUGAUUAGCGAAUAGUUUCCACGUCGAGACGAUCAGAGGCAAAUGUGCACUUUUAUCACCCUUUGAGGUGUACCAAAAGUAGUGCAUUAGUCCAGUUUGCGGUGUAAUCUGCAAUAUCGUGUUGUUAUAUUUUACAUGUUUUAGCUGAAAAAAUUUUCUUUGUCGGCCACGUGUUCAGCAGAAGCAAGUUUUGCGGGUUUAAUCGGGAUUUCCGUAUUUUUUUUGUUUUUUUUUUAUAUUUCGACUUGGCAUAACUAGUGUCGCAAAACCUCCCGGUUAUCCAAGUAGGCCUAAUUGAAUAUAGGCAAAGCAUGUCUCGGCUUCUCGAGAUAUAUGAGAAUAUUCUUCAGAAGAUGACCUUCAUAAGUAAUCGCUAAUCAAUGUUCAUUUUCGCUGCUUUAUUUUGCAGUCCAAGGUAUUAAUACAUAGUCAAAUAUUUAACAAAACACAAAUAAACAUCGGCUUAUAAUUGGCCAGAAAUUUGUCUCUGUAUUUUAGUACGACUGCAUAUUUUCUCAUUAAAUUUUUUUAAUUUAAUAAAACUGAGAGACAAAAUAAAAAGUUUCAAAUCCUUAUAAAAUUCGAAAUUGGGAACGUCCUUCAAAAAGAAAAAAAAAUCCUAAAUUUAUGGUGUCAGUGAUCUUACGAAUAAGUGUUAGUUACUUUAUCAGUAAAUGACAUUUUUCAAAUAAAAAAGAUAUGGUUUUCUUAAGAAUGAUGAAUAAAUCGAAGAAAGAAAUCAAACAAGCGAACCCUCUUUUUUUUCCUCGACAAAGGUAAAGAUAUUGGUUUUUGAAUUUCGAAAUACUUCGAUUUAGAAAUAAAGCCUUAACGUAGGUCAGAUUUUGGCAGGAAUAUAAUUCAGUGGAAUGUGUUUCGGCGUUCUUCCGAGGUAAUUCAUUAUCAUGGGAACGGCCAAAAACAAUCAGGUAAAUGGAAAUACAUGACAGAUCAACAAUUGAGUUAUACUCUUGUCGAAAACAAUAAUAUAGAAAUCAUUUACGAGCGCCUUUCGAUGAGCAAGGACCAAUUUUCGAACAAUAUAAGCUAAACCUGUGAAUGAUCUGUGAGCUGAUUGUGUGUAGAAACGAAAAUAGAAACAAAUCAUUAUACAACUGUGUUAAUCGGAAGUGCAAUGCUGAUAUUAAGCGCCGCUUCAAAGCAAUUGGAAUUCUUGUUCAGUUCGUCAGUAGUAGCUCUCACAUUUAGUCCAGGAAAAUAAAUCGGUUCUCGUGCUAGCUUGUAGACCAAUCGAUGUAACGCUUCAGCAUAAGACACACUAAAAACAAAACCCAAAUGACUCAAAUGCCCCUUUUUUCUCGGUGGUAACCGUUGGUGGCAGAAAGUACAAAAUUGACAAACAUCUUCAUUAACUAGUAUUGAUAGAAGUGGAUUAAAGUAAUUGGCAAUUGUAGCAGACCUUUAGAAGUCAGAUUCUACACCAAAAAUUGCACAUUGAUGUCUCUUAGAAGCCGUGCACUCGACGACUAACCAAAGACAAAAGAGAGCCAGUUUCAGGAUUAAGUAAAACGUGAGCAUGAGUAAUAAGAAAAUGUAUUGCCAUUCGUUCUUUUGUAGUUCUAGAACACGCGAUCCAGAUUUGUAGAAAUCAUCAAUCAAUUUGUCAAACAAAUGAAACACAAAAAUCACUUUAAAACAACGGAAUCAACGAUCGAUAAAAGUAAGAAAUUAAGAUGAACUAAAGUGUAAGUUGAGCAUAAGUCAAUAAACACCGUUUAAUACAUAAGUAAUGCAAAACAACUAAAUAAAAAAGGCUACCUUAGUUAAGUAUCAGAAAAAGACAACACGCGAAAACAGUGGGAAUGAAAAAAUGUUCAUAAUACAUAUCAUUUAAUCUUAGAAUGUAUAAUCAUUUUAGGAAACAUAUUUUUAUUGAAGAAAUAUUACAUAAUUAGCGAAGAUGUGAAAGUAAUGAAACACGCCAUUUAGCAUUAUGUCAAGCUGAAGAAAUGCUUCUAUAUUAUAAAUCAAGGACGAAUGCAAAUUUCUUCUGCUCAUAUUCAGCAUUCGUUAUUCGUAAUGAUCACUUAGAACGGAAAUAAAAAUCAUUGCUACUCAUUUUUAUUUAUUUGUUAUAUUCUUGAUGAGCGCUCUGAACUAUGAAGCGAACACUGAAAUGGUUAAACACUUAUAUUUGUGUGAUGUACAUAUUUUAUGAUGAUUCCUUAACAAUUUACCAUUAUUUUUUUAUUUAUCUGACCCAUGUGUAUCAAUGCCAUUUUAUUUCAUAUUAGGUAAUAACCCAUCAUUUAAAAAUUUGGUAAUUCUCAGAUGAUUGUGAUGGAUCUGUAUGAGCCAGACUCACUGUUUUGUCUUUUAUUAUCUGUCACAAUAACCUGUGAAUAAUGUAAUAUGUUGCCCUGGUUCGAUUGCUGCCUUUUCACAAGUGUUUUUGAAAAGUUAACCAUCUACUUGGUAAAAGAAUUUAAACAUUUAAAAAAAAAGUCAUACCUAACAGAAAUUAGUCUGAGAAACAUCUUUUAUUUUUUGCUUAGUAUUUGUUUAAUGAUGUGAUAAGAUGUGUCAUCAAGUAUCACCAGGUAUGCUAGUUUCAUUUCUACUGUAGUAGCAUCAUACAUGCAUUUGGCCUAAUAAAAAUAAAUCCAAAAAAUAUCUCCACACACCAACUAUUAUCCCUUAUUAAAUCUUUGAUUAAGUAGAAUACAAUUGAAAGGAAAUCAACUAAUCUUUACCUUCUAAAUCCAGCAUGAAAAGAUACAAACGACUAUAGAAAGAUUUAAUUAAUUGCAUAAUAUUGCGGGAUGAUGACGAACACAAGAAAUGUACGGGCUAUUAAAAAUAAACUAAUAAAUUCAUGAACGCUAAUGAAAAUCAAUAAAGUUUUAUUAAAUUGAAGCAAAUAGUUUAUUUUUGUUACCAAUUUCUUCUUAUACAAAAAGAAAAACUUCUGCUAUAUUAAUUAUUUAUUACCAAUAGAUUUAUUAUGACUAUACAUGCUAGAAAGCUAACUAAACCCUAAUUAUAGGUAUUAAAAGAGAACGGAAUGAAAUGGCUAAUACUAAUAGAAUAAAAAUGUAUUUAAUUGAUUAAAAGUAAUUGAACCUUGAAUAACAAAACUAAAAUGAAUAUAUAUGAAACAUAUAAUGCUUUGUUAAAUGUAAAUGUUGUGUAUAGGAAAUAAAGAUACACAAUUUUAAAAAUAU
Messenger RNA from Aedes albopictus (Asian tiger mosquito), 8614 nucleotides. Its product is annotated as acetylcholinesterase. The transcript has 9 exons. The record is from RefSeq and is a predicted model, not a curated record. Gene Ontology annotation, cellular component: plasma membrane. Gene Ontology annotation, biological process: acetylcholine catabolic process; choline metabolic process. NCBI's taxonomy places the organism in Eukaryota, Metazoa, Arthropoda, Insecta, Diptera, Culicidae. Bases 1814 to 3922 code for a protein of 702 amino acids. Gene Ontology annotation, molecular function: acetylcholinesterase activity.